This is a messenger RNA of Macrobrachium nipponense, 3517 nucleotides long. RefSeq names its product patched domain-containing protein 3-like. The record is from RefSeq and is a predicted model, not a curated record. Lineage: Eukaryota; Metazoa; Arthropoda; Malacostraca; Decapoda; Palaemonidae. The coding region runs from base 1 to 3003 and encodes 1000 amino acids. Gene Ontology annotation, cellular component: membrane. The transcript has 4 exons.
AUGGGGGUCGGAGGCAGAGGAUGUGCUUCUGAGAAUAAGAAGGAAGCCGAGGCCGCGGCCAAUAGCGAAGGGGCGUCGGAGAAACGGUCGAGCGACACGCACACUACUACCGUUGACGUGGAAGCUGAGAGGAACGAUGCCAAGAGAUACGGUGACGUUUCGAAGAACGACAGAUCUUACCUCACUGAUCUGAGCUGCGUGAUCACCAAGACUUUGGAAGAUGCUUUCGAGUCCCACGGGCGUUUUGUGGCCGCUCACCCCUUCGCCGUCGUUGGCCUUUGCUUGUUCGUCACAUCGAUAUGUAGCCUGGGAAUUAUGAGCUUUGAAACAGAGCUACGGCCUUUCCGUCUCUGGAUUCCACAACAUUCGGAGUUCAUCAAGGUUUUAAACUGGCAGGCAGAAAACUUCCCCAGUUCUUACCGUCAGCAAAUAGCCAUCUGGGAAGCAGACAACGUCCUGACAGCUCGGGUGAUGCAGCAAAUGCUAAGGCUUCACAACACGGUGAAAGAUACAACAGUAGGACCCAAUGCUACUUCUUGGGAGGAUUUGUGUGUGCGUGUCCCAUCCAUGCCCAUGAACAGCCACGCAGCACCUGAGGAAGAAGAGGAGGAGGUUGAUUAUGACAGCUUUGAUUAUGGAAGUUUAAUUCGCAAGCGUCGUAGCGGAAGUGCAGAAGACGAGGCCUCCGAUCUCAGUCUAGUCCUUCCCCGGGAUCAAUACUGUCGGAUUUUAGACAGCAUGCCCAGCAUAUGUCUUGAGACAAGUCUUUUGGAAAUAUGGGGCUUAGAUGAAGAUGUGAUUAUGAACCUCACGGAUGAACAAGUGGUCAAGGAUAUAAAUGAAGUCAAGCUGAGUGGUGUGUUUGGUUUUCGGUCAGACUUCACUAAGUAUCUAGGGUCAAUCACUUACGAUGAACGUGGGCGCGUGGUUUCAGCAAAGGCUGCGACUCACGUGUGGAUAACUCUCGUUGAUGAUCAGGCUAUCAAGAGGGGAGAUUUUGUUGUCGACAAAGGAUCUGGAGAGCCAGUUGACACAGCUGGGAUGGACUGGGAACGAGCCUGGAUUCAGUCAGUUUUAGAAGUUUCUUCAGAGCUUGGAGAUGUCACAGCGUACGCGCAAGCAGCGAGCAGUUUUGGUGAAAUAAGCGACAAUAACAUCUGGGGUGAUGUCAAGUGGCUGAUGGGUGGUAUUUGUAUCAUGAUUUCUUUUGUCAAUAUGACUCUUGGGAAAAGAAAUCUAGUUCAACAACGUCCAUUGCUAGCUUUCAUGGGAAUAAUGAGCGUUGGUCAAAGUGUUGUCAUUGCCUAUGGUGUAUGUUCUGUGUUUGGAAUAUCUUACACCCCAGUUAAUUCAAUACUGCCCAUUCUCUUACUUGGACUAGGUGUAGAUGACAUGUUCGUUAUUAUGGCAGCAUGGGAAUCAGCUGGGAACCACAAAGGAGCAUCUGCAGAUCUUGUUGAACGCGCUGCAAAAACAAUGCGUCAUGCAGGUGUAGCCAUUACAGUCACUUCUUUGACUGAUGUCACUGCUUUUGCUGUUGGAGCUUCGACUGACCUUCCAGCAUUGCGUUCCUUCUGCGUUUAUGCUUCUGUUGGUAUCUUUGCAGUGUAUGUGCUACAGGCUACGUUCUUUUUGGUGUGGCUGGUGAUAGAUCAAAAGAGACUGGAAGGAAACCGCAAUGGAUUCUUUUGGUGCAUUGUGCACCGUGACUGGAAGCCGUGGGCAUGCAGCCAGAGGGACUUGAUGGCAGAUGCUUUCAAGUGCUUGAGCAAAUGUCUUCUGAGUAUGCAAGUUCGCAUAUUUAUCCUCAUUUUCACAGGCGCCCUCAUGGCAAUUUCAAUUUUGACAACACUGAAUCUCCACCAAGAAUUCAAUCCUAUGUGGUUUAUCCCUCAAGAGUCCUAUUUGUACAAAUCCUUUGAAGCUAUGAAGUUACAUUUCCCAGAAAAUGGUGAAAAGGGAUAUAUAUACUUUUCCAAUGUUACGUUGCCUGAUGACUUAGUUCAUCUAAAUAAGUUAGUUGACGAUCUUAAAUCCAGUGGUGUGGUAACAGAUGUCAAUGCCUGGUUCAGUGCACUUGACAGUUACUUAUCUCAUAUCCCAGAGAUAGACAAAACGACAAUUGAUUAUUCAUUGCUUCAAGACAAGCUUUCAAUUUUCCUCCAGUCAUCGUCAGGAGCCUCAUAUCGUAACGACUUUGCUGUUAACGGUCAACUUGAAUGUCUCUCUCCAGCCCCUCCUGUGUCAUCCUUUCGGAUUUCAAUCACACAUAAACCUGCGCCUUCACCUAAAGAACAAUCCGUGGUAUUAGGUACAGUUAAGUCACUGGUAGCUGGUGUACCAAUUCAAGGGUACAGAGCUGCAUGGGCGCAGGCUUAUAGCAUCUGGGAAACAAAUGUAGUUGUCGGUGCUGAGUUGUGUAGAAACAUAUUUUUGGCUGGUGCUGUAGUAGGUAUUGUCACGCUUAUUCUCUUAGCGUCGCUUUGGGCUUCCAUUCUGGUCCUGGUAUGUGUUGCAUCGACAGUUAUUGGCGUUUGUGGUACUAUGUGGCUUUGGGGCCUCACCAUCGAUACAGUAUCCUGCAUAGCUCUUGUACUGGCAAUAGGCAUGAGUGUUGAUUAUGCAGCACAUAUAGCCCACGCCUUCCUGUCUGUUAAAGGAACUAAUGACAGAAAAGAGCGCGCUCGCAUUGCUCUGGAAGGUGUUGGUUCUGCUGUGCUUCAAGGAGGAGUGUCCACACUGCUCGCAUUUGUGAUGCUCGCUUGGUCGUCUUCUCAUGUUUUCGUCACCUUCUUCAAGGUAUUUACAGCAGCCUCAGUUCUUGGCCUUUAUUACGGACUUGUUUUCCUUCCUGUUACGCUCUCGUUCGUUGGCCCAGCUCCAUACAGAGAUACAACACCAGCGGAUUCAGAUCCUGCUACUGGGAAAAAAAUGGAUAUGAAUAAUGUUACCAAGGAAUCAAAAGAUUCCAGUAAUUUAGAAUACUUACCAGACAUGGUAUGAGACGUCCCUACCAAGUGAUUAUUAUAUUUUACUUAUCUGUGAUAUAAUGUAUUUAUAUAUUUAGUAUUUGUACAUACAACUCACGAUUGUAACCUUAUCUGGUCAAGUAAGAGAUGCACGUGUUCUUUCAAAGGCACUGGUGAAAAUUUCAAUGAAAGUCUAGCGAAAGUUUAAUUUAGGAGCUUUUGUUUCCAUACUAUAUUCCACGAAGUCUCAUAGUUAAUAAGACUUCACUGAGGGAUGUAAAUAUGUGACGAAAUAAUGAAUGAGCAUUACUAUAUACAUACAUACAUACAUACAUACAUGUAUAUAUAUAUAUAUAUAUAUAUAUAUAUAUAUAUAUAUAUAUAUAUAUAUGUAUGUUUUCAAAGACAAAUACAUAUAAGCUAGUAUGCGAGCGUGUAUUAAAGGAACCUGUACCAUCAAGGUAUAUCCCUGAGGACUCAUUUGAAGCUUUUGUAAUGUCUCAUUGUUAUUCAUUCAUUAUAUAAGUGUUUUGUGUGGUUUAUAUAUA